GAAAGAGGUGAACACAUUCCACCCGAAGAAUCUUUUGAUGUAGCAAGGAGGGCGAAGGAAAUGUACUGCUAUACAUGUUCGGACAUUGUGAAGGAAUUUAAUAAGCAUGACAGGGAGCCCUCAAAGUACAUAAAACGCCUGACUGGCAUCAAACCAAAAACGGGUGCUCCGUACACCUGUGACAUUGGAUACGAGCGCUUCCUGGGCCCUGAGAUAUUCUUCCACCCUGAGAUUUACAACAAUGACUUCACCACUCCUUUGCAAGAUGUUAUAGACAAGUGCAUCCAAUCAUCCCCAAUUGACACAAGGAGGGCACUUUAUAAGAAUAUUGUCUUGUCUGGGGGUUCAACUAUGUUUAAGGAUUUCCACAGAAGAUUACAGCGGGACCUGAAAAAGAUUGUGGAUGUACGGGUCCGUGCAUCUAAUGCUCGACUUGGUGGAGAUGCGAAGGCUCAACCCGUGGAAGUAAACGUGGUUAGCCAUCCAAUUCAAAGAUAUGCGGUUUGGUUUGGCGGAUCGGUGCUUGCUUCUACAGCAGAAUUCUAUGAGGCUUGCCACACAAAAGCAGAGUAUGAAGAGUACGGUGCAAGCAUCUGCCGAUCAAAUCCUGUUUUCAAAGGGAUGUAUUGAAAUUUUCGUAUGAAGACUAGGAGGCAUCACAGAUAGCAUCUCCAUGCAAUCAGCCUGAGCCUAGCUAGCAGUAGCAGGCUGGCAGCAUGGUAAAUGGUAAAACUGACACCGGAGGCAAGCUCUCUGUAGCGUUUGUUUGUACACAACCAGCAUGCACAUAGAGAUAAACGAAACAUUUCGUUAAUACAUCUUCUGUAUACUACUAGUACAUCUGUAGAAUGGGGCCGGUAGUGCAGCAAACAGGAGAACUUGUGACCGGAUGGCGCGCUGGCGGCACCUGAGCGGCACAUGCUUAGCUGUUGUAUAUCUGUAGUACUGUACUGCUCAGUGUGGCCGUAAACGGAACAGUUUUGUUUGUGGGUGAGCUGGUAUGGCUCCUCGUAUUUUCCCGUGAAGUCGUUGCCACCGAUUUUCUGGAUAGUGGAAGAUUUCAGUUGACAUCGUAAUCAUGCUGCAUUUAUUAUUAUCUACUCUAUCUAUAAAAGAAAGAUGGUAAUCAUGA
Molecule: messenger RNA, 1132 nt
Organism: Triticum urartu
Lineage: Eukaryota; Viridiplantae; Streptophyta; Magnoliopsida; Poales; Poaceae
Source: RefSeq, a predicted model, not a curated record